Molecule: messenger RNA, 3441 nt
Organism: Ornithorhynchus anatinus (platypus)
Lineage: Eukaryota; Metazoa; Chordata; Mammalia; Monotremata; Ornithorhynchidae
Gene: TBKBP1
Product: TBK1 binding protein 1
Exons: 10
Coding region: 229-1995 (588 amino acids)
Biological process (GO): canonical NF-kappaB signal transduction
Cellular component (GO): cytoplasm
Source: RefSeq, a predicted model, not a curated record
CCUCCACCUCCAUCUCCAUCUCCACCUCCAUCUCCACCUCCAUCUCCAUCUCCAUGGGAAGACCCCCGCCGUCCGGCCCGAGCGCUGUCCCGAGGAGCGGGUCCCGGGGCCAGAAAUGCUCCGUGUCCGCAGAGCGCUCUGCCGCCCGCUUACUAGGCGGGGAGCGGCGCCCGGGGGGGCGGGGCGGAAUGAUGCGUCGGGCGCCUACUGUGUGCUGAGCGCUCUACUAUGCGCCUCCUCGGCAGGGACGACGAUUCCGACCACUGUCUCCUGAUGGGCACCAUGGAGUCCGUGUUCGGGGAUGACGUCCACGUCCUGAGCCGGGAGGCGCUGAGGCCGGAGCUGGCGGGGGACAUGUGCUCGGCCUCCCACUUCGCCCUGGUCACGGCCUACGGAGACAUCAAGGAGCGGCUGGCGGGGCUGGAGCGAGAGAACGCCGCCCUGCGAAGACGCCUCAAGGCCUAUGAGGUCAAGGACCCGGUGAUCGGGAUGUUUGAGGACGACGGCAGCUUCUACGAGCUCAAGGAGAACGUCAGCUUCCAGCGGCAGCUCAACCAGUUCCAGCACGAGCUGCAGCAGCACAGUGAGCGCGAGGACCAGCUCUGCAACCUGGUCCAGGCCUACCAGAAGCUCAGGGAGGAGAAGAGCCAGCUGGAGAGCGAGCUAGCCGGCAUGCGGGCACUGGUGGAGACGCACCUGAGCCAGAUCUGCAGCCUGGAGCAGCAGCUACGCGACCAGCAGACUGAGAGCGGCUCCUGCCCCAGCCUCCCCAGCCUCCCCAGCCUCAGCCUCAGCCCGCCCCUGCACAGCUCCGAGCUGCACUACCUGUCUCUGCACGGGCCCCCCGGGCUGGGCCACGCGCUGGACCCGUCGCUGGGCUGGCAGAGAGCAGGCGGGCUGGAGGCCGCCGGCGAAGUGACCCUACAGAGGCUGGAGGUCGCGCUGGAGGGCGCCCAGCACGAGGCCCGGGCGGCCCAGCGACGGGAGGAGCAGCUGCAGGCCGAGCUGAAGCAGCUCCAGGACACCCGGGCCCAGGACUUGGCCUCCAACCAGUCGGAGAGGGACAUGGCGUGGGUGAAGAAAGUCGGAGAUGACCAGGUGAACCUGGCCUUGGCCUACACGGAGCUGACGGAGGAGCUGGGCCGUCUGAGAGAACUGAGCGCCCUGCAGGGCCAGAUCCUCAGGAGUCUCCUGCAAGACCAGGCUCGGAGCAGUGGCCAGAGGCACUGCCCGCUGUCCCCGCUGCCCCCCACCCCCCAGCGCCACUCUCCCGCUCCCCUGGCCCCGGCCCCUUCCCCUCCCGGUUGCCCCCCGUUGACCUCCUGCCCAUCCCCAGGCCCCCAGCGCCGCUCCCCCGGCCCUCUGUGCCCGUCCCCCAGCCCCCAGCGCCGGUCGCCCGCCUCCUCCUGCCCGUCCCCGGCCCUCCAGCCCCGGUUGCCCUCGGCUGGCGACAGGGGCCUGGCGGAGGCGGCCUACGCCAAGCCGAGCAGCCAGCUCGCCAAGGCGGGCUUCCAGGGCCGGCGCAGCUAUUCGGAGCUGGCCAACGGGACGGGCUACCCGGCGGCAGUGGCGGCGGCGGCCCCCGGCCCCUGGCUGCAGCCCGAGACCUCCACGCUGCCCAAGCCGCGGACCUACGGGGAGCUGUUCGGCGCCGCCAGGCCCCUCAGCCCCCGGGACUCCUUUGAGGACGCCCGGCUCCACUUCGACAAGCAGUCGUCGGACGAGGAGGAGUGGGCGGUGCCCAGCCCGCCCAGCCCGGACCCGGGCACCAUCCGCUGUGCCUCCUUCUGUGCUGGCUUCCCCAUCCCCGAGGCCCCGGCCACGUACCCCAGCACAGAACACGCCCAGUCCUGGCCGUCCAUUAACCUGCUGAUGGAGACGGUGGGCUCGGACGUCCGGAGCUGCCCCCUGUGCCAGCUGGGCUUCCCCGUUGGCUACCCGGAUGACGCUCUCAUCAAGCACAUCGACUCGCAUCUGGAGAACAGCAAAAUCUAGGACGUUCGGCCCGCCUCCGCCCCGCCCCGCCAACUCCCGUCUGGCCUCCUCUGCCCCUCUGCCAUGCCACAGCUCCCCAGACUGUCCCCUGAAUGCUGCAUGAACCCUGUGGGCUCCGGGCCCCCAGAUACCUCCAUGAGCUACCGACGAGCCUCCGCAAGUGUGGCCACCCCUCCGUCCCCUCCCCACUCGCCCUCCUCUUCCCACCCGCGAGAUGGGUGCGGGGAUGACUGACCGGGUUCUGGGUAUUCCUGGAUGAGGCCGAGACCGAGACCCCACUAGGACCAGAGGAAACCCUGUCCCGGGCCCAGGUCUCCCCCGCCGCCCCCCGGGCUGAGAGGCAGUGGUUGGGAUAUGGGGUCACACCCCUUCAUGAGUCCUUGUACCACGUGUCACCCCCACGUUGACCACAGGAAUCUUGGCUUGAGCCAGAGGCCGGGACCACCCCCCCCGUCACACCCGCCGCCACGAACUCCAAGACCUGGCUGCUCCGAGAUGCCUGUGAUGUGUUAGUGUCAUGUGCCCUCCUCACUGUGCCCCUUCCACCCUGCCCCGCACCCCGGCCCUGAUACGGGGCUCCUCCCCAUCCGCCCCCGACACAUCCCCUUUCUCACACUGGGAUUCCCCUCUCCUCAGGGCUGGGGUCACCCCAGGGGCACGGGACUGCCCUUGGAUGGGGGAAGAGGGGGUUGUCCUGCCCCCCCACCAGCCUGGCCUCAGAGAGAGGGCAUGAAUCCAGCCGGGCAGGCUCAAGGCCUGGGGGUCAGUGCCUUCUGAAGACGGUGAGCGGGGCUGGGCAGCACGGGGGGGCCACUGCUUCCCCUAGGCAAUAGUCCUCGACCCUCCCCUUCCCGCCACAAGUGCCCCUGGCCCCUGGAUGCCCUUUCCCUGGGUGGGGGGCUUGAACCAAAGCCUGGCACCCAGGAGGACCCAGACAGGCAGGGGCCGGCAGAAGGGAGGCCUGGCCCCCGGCCCGCUGCCACCCUCCCCGCCAUCCCGCCCAUCCCCCUCGAAUUUCCUCUGUGAAAUCUACCUCAGAGUUGACCAAUCACAGAAGGACGGGGGGAGAGGAGGUCGGGGAGAGGGGGCUAAGGAGAGGGUCGUCCCAUGAAGCCGGGGCCCGGGAAGGGCUGAGCAGCCGGGAUGGCCACUGCUUUCAGUGCAUGUUUGGACCAGUCUCACCCCCUUGCCCUCCUUGCCCACCCCCUCCCUCCCUAGGUGGGAAGGGGAGGAUCUCCCGCCUCUGGGAGUUGGGCUGGGGAGGUCUCAGGGGGCUUUGUUGAGCAGUAAGGGUGACUACAUCUUCCUGUCAUCUGCGUCCUGGGGAGAAGGCCCCCCUCGUGCAAUGUGAACACGUUUCACUUCCAAAUAAAAUUACCUGUUACCUGUCUGCUUGAUGUGCCCAGCCCCACCACCCGGGGUCUGUGCCCCUGGCAAACUCACUAA